AUGCAGGAUAUCGCCAAGCAGAGUACCAACAACAGCCCUACAAGCUCAACUAACGAUCCACCAAAAACUGACUCGCCAGUCAUUGAAAUCAACCAUGGCGAACAACUUUCACCAUCCAACUCGCUCCAAGUAUUCCUCAUCAAACCCUCGACGAUGGAAUCGAGCGUCGGACCAUCCGAUUCUCAACAGUCCGAUCAACUCAUUCGGGUCCACUCCAGCAAGACUAAAGUUCAAGAUAUCAAGACUCAUAUCUCUUCAACUUGGAGAGGCAAACCAAAGACCGAUGGGAUCAGACUGAUUGCUCGUGGCAGGAUCUUGAACGACACAGAAUCGGUCGGUGGGGCACUGGUCAAACCGCCUGAGGAUCCAUUGGUCACUCAUCCAGUCCAUGUCGUCAUACGCCCCAAUGCCUGGACCGAGAAGCUAGCCCCCAUCUUACCCGUUUCGGCCCCUCCGGCUGCUACUACCCAUCUCCCAGUCCCAACGACUCCACUAGCAUCCAACCUCAGAUCCGCCUCCCCGUCCUUUGCCAAUCUUUCGACCCUCGCCAACGCUCAGAAAGAGAAUGAGCCUCCCAAUUUCAUAUCCUCUCGCUCAAGCUUGUCAUCAGUCCCCAACGGAUUCGGACCGGCCCUCAACUCACCCGGGGUGUUAUUCAACACUUACUUCUCCGGUCUGACUGCCUACGGUCGAUAUAACUUUAUCCAGAACAUCCUGCAGGCCCAAUUCAAGAUUAUCGAACGCCUGGAAUUUCUUCGUCGUCAACUGCAUAGUCAACAUCUUCAACUACUUGGAAUUAAUCAUCCAUUCGAAAAUUCAAAUGUUAUCUUCGAUCCCAAUCAUUCGAAUGGAAAUGAAAACGAGUGGAAAACGAUCGAAGGGAAACUGAUCAACCUCUUGAGCGAAUUAAAGUUCCCUCCCCCUUAUUCAGCCUAUGCUGAUUCGGCCAAUUCUGAACAAAUGCCGGCAGAAUUCGAUGCAGUAGUACCCGAUGAGUGUAGCGAGUUCAAGCAAGUUGAGAUAGCGGGCCUACCUUAUCUACUCUACAUCCCAGAAGGUUUGGGCCAGCAAUCCACACAGGAGGGACCACCCGAGACAAACUCGCCUCUGAAGGAGUACAAAUUGCUCCAGAGAGACCUUAACCGCACCUUGCGUCUAGAUGCCCAGGUCCAGUUCUUGAUCUUACAAGCCCAGAAGACUGAAGCCACCUUGAACCAAAUGGACGACAUCAUCACUGCCGGUUUUCGACCUCACGACACUCUAGGUAAUGACCGUGAAGCCCAGCAAGCGCAACGGAUCUUCGACGGCCUCUUCCCGCCCUAUCCAUUCCCCCGUCCUCCGCUCGCCAAUGGUGGCGGGCCUGCACUGGGUCUCGGCCUCGGAUUGGGGCCUGCUGCUGACGGACUACAUCCGCCAAACAACUUUAUGCACCCCAAUGGGCCCUUGUGGCCACACCCGAUGGCCCGAGUCCGCCGAUACGAAUUUACGAUCAACCUAGAUAGUAUUCGACGCUACAUGGCACCGCUCCUCUGGCUCUCCUUGAAACUCUCCGUGCUUCUCUACAUCUUUGGACGUCAUGCUAGUUACGGCAAGCUUGUCAGUCUGAUUAUGAUGUCACUAGGCUGGGUCAUCUGGGAAGCCUACACUAUCCACCAGAGGCACGACGCACAAGCCAGACGACAAAACCGCUUACAAAGAGGUCAGCAGGCCCCUGGCGGACUGGCGGGUGCAGCUGCCCCAGCCGCCGACCCAGUUCAAGCGGUCUUGGACCGAGGCAGACGCCGUGCGCAACGUGACCGACUCCAGCAGCGCCUAAGAGAACAACGUCAACGAGUCGACGGUAUUCUGGGCAUCGAAAACCAAGAGGAAGCAGCCGUGGCGCCGAACAACCCCCAGCCUGCCCCUGUAGCUGUGCCCGCCCAACCAGCCCAACCCGCUGGCCCUCCUGCAGCGGCGCAAGCCCCUGUCGCCAACCCUCCACCUGUUCCUACUCCUGCCCCUCGUAGAAAUGCCGGACGUGGCGGAUUACGAGCUGCGGCUGCUGAUAUCCGGGCCCGAGGGGGUGCGUUCCCUCCUGGCACAGAAGUUCGACCGUUCCGAAGCACGUCUGCAUUCUCGCCGAAGUAUUGGUUGAACUCAAUUGCAGUCGUUGGGUUAGCUUCAGAAUACCGGGAAUUGGGCCUUCAUUCGAUCGGUGAGCGAGCGAUGGGUGCUUCGAAUCUGGAGUACCCUCGAUGGUACCGAUACCUGCGUAACUUGAAGACCGGUCUGGUCCUCUUCGUUGGCACCCUCUCGCCGGAGAUUGAGAAGAAGAGACGGAAGGCGCUCGAGAAGCGGGCUAGGAUAUUGAAUUUGGUCAUCGCUGAUGCAGCCCGAGACACUGACAACCAGAACCAAAAUCCGCAACAAGCACAACAGCCAAGGGUUGCGCCGCCGGCAGCGGAAACCAACAAUGGCAACGCUGCCAUCCCUCCCGCAAUGCAGGCGACGAGUGUCGCUCAGACUACGGCCCUCGAGACCCCGAAUAGCCGGCCGGUGACGGGUGGAGAAGGGGAAGAUCAACAGACUCCCCGGGCGCUUGCGGUCACGGCCCUCGAACGGGUGGGCUCGGAGAGCUCCAAUCAGACCUUAUCUCAGCGCCGGCCACACUUGAAUGUCUCCCAGUCCAGUGGGCCCUGUGUUCAAUUACAAGGGGGAGCAUCUACCGCCGCAGUUGACCGGCCUUCCAGCUCACACAGCCUCCCCAAGACGUCCCUCGACGAGUCUGGCUCUGGGGCUGAGCCUACCUCUCUUGACGCUCCUGCACCCUCCUCCUCCUCUGCUGCUCCUGUGCCUGGUCCAUCCGCUUCGAACACUCAGCAACAAGCUCAGGAUGACAACCCUGUUGAUAAUGGUACCAUCCCCUCCCCUAUCACUCCCUUGGACGGCCGUCAGGUCGUCGGGGGACUGGACGAUACUGAUGACGAGGAAAUCAUCGGCGCUGAAAACGACGAGGCUGGAAUGCUUCUCUUCUGA
This is a messenger RNA of Puccinia triticina, 3015 nucleotides long. RefSeq lists its product as uncharacterized. The record is from RefSeq and is a predicted model, not a curated record. Gene Ontology annotation, biological process: endoplasmic reticulum unfolded protein response. The transcript is spliced from 3 exons. Bases 1 to 3015 code for a protein of 1004 amino acids. NCBI's taxonomy places the organism in Eukaryota, Fungi, Basidiomycota, Pucciniomycetes, Pucciniales, Pucciniaceae.